AUGUUGAUUGAAGAAUCUUACAAGGACGUGACCACCAAGGAUGGCGGAAGUAUGCGCGUGUAUACCUGGCACCCAACGGUCCCCAACUAUCCCAAGGCCAAAUUCCCUGGUGUAGUUGUCUUCAGCGAGAUCUACCAGGUGACUGGACCUGUUGCUCGAUUCGCUAAGCAAAUUGCUGGUCAGGGAUACAUCGUUGCUGCACCGAGUAGCUACCACGAGUUUACUGGACCCGAGCCUCUUGCUUACGAUGGUCCCGGUACUGACAAGGGAAAUGACUGGAAGGUCGCCAAAAAGCUUGCAGCUUACGAUGAAGAUGCUGAACUAAGUGUCUCUCUGCUCUUGUCCCUUGAGACCUGCAAUGGCAGAAUUGGUGCAACUGGAAUGUGCCUCGGAGGUCACCUGGCUUACCGAUGUGCUUUGGACAAGCGUGUCAGCGCUGCUGCCUGCUACUUUGCUACUGAUAUUCACUCCCAAACUCUUGGUGCUGGCAAGAACGACGACUCUCUAGCUAGAGCCAAGGAUAUCAAGGGUGAACUGGUUAUGAUCUUCGGCAAGAAGGAUAACCAUGUGCCUCCUGAAGGUCGUGAUCUUAUUCGCAAGACCCUGCACGAGGCAGGCAUUUGCUUCAGCUUUUUCGAGGCUGCUUGGGCUCAGCAUGCUUUCAUUCGUGACGAGAUGAGCAAAGGACGUUACGAUCCUGGACUUACCAAGAUCUGCUUCGAGAUGUUGUUGGAAUUGUUCAACCGUACACUGAGAUCUGAUCUCGGUCCCAGAGUUGGAGGCGAGCAAGAGAUCGAAGACGUCUGCUAG
This is a messenger RNA of Aureobasidium uvarum, 810 nucleotides long. Lineage: Eukaryota; Fungi; Ascomycota; Dothideomycetes; Dothideales; Saccotheciaceae. The record is from the annotation of a GenBank genome assembly.